AGUCAGUUGUCCAUAUUGUUGCUGUGAUCGAAUGUCGUAAAUUAUAGGUGUGUCGGGCGAGCAAAAAAUCGAACUUUUGGAAAUCAAAUUUUUGGUAGUGGUGUUUUGAUUAAAAGCAAGGUUCUGAAUGGGGACCAUUACGCGUGAGAAUUUCGAAGUUGUCGGUCGGAGUUGUCUAAUGUUUAUAUAAAAAAAGGCAAUAUUUUUUUUCUGUUUGUCAACGUGAGCUCUUGACUUGGUUAGGAGUUAUCUUUUCACAAGUGGUGUAAUAAAAUAAAGUGAAAACCAAGCAAAAAAAAAGUAAAAAUAACGGUGAAAUAUGAACAGAGCGAAAGAGAGAAACGAGCGCAAGCCUAAUCCAAUGCUGGAAGCCAAUUUUUUUUCCAAAUGGUUCUUUUGGUGGUCCCGCGAGACUUUCAGGAGGGGCUACAGAGAGCAGUUACAGCCAGAUGAUUUGUACGCACACCUUCCCUCCUUGGACAGCAGAAUUGUGUCACAAGCUCUUAUCAAACACUGGGAGAAAGAAGUCCGGCGAAAGCAUCCAAAUCUCUUGCACAUGAUUUUUCGCGCGUAUGGAUGGAAGUUUGUUCCAAUUUGCAUUUUAUAUUCGCUCUUGGAAAUUUCUAUACACUCUUCGCAGCCCUUAUUUUUGGGCGGCCUGGUAUCCUAUUUUGCGGAGGGGCAAACAAAUAUCACAAAACACGAGGCGUACCUAUAUGCAAUGGGCAUAGUUUUGUGUUCACUUGUUGCUACAUUGUGCUUCCACCCGUUCAUGUUCUAUCUGUUUGAGGUGGGGACCCGUAUACGGUUGGCGUGCUCGGGCUUGGUAUAUCGAAAAUGCCUCCGGUCGUCAGUGACGGCUGAGAACAGUGGUAUGAGUGGAUUCGCCAUUUCCGUACUGUCUGCAGAUUUACCUCAAUUUGAUAUGACGUUCUACUUCUUUCAUGAUCUCUGGAAGGGUCCAUUGGAGGCUUGUGUCAUGGGCUAUCUCAUGUACUUGCAAAUCGGAUGGCCUGCCCUAGUGGGUUUGGGUGCCAUCAUACUGUUUAUACCCCUGCAGGCAUGGGCAGCCAAGGCAUCGGCCAUCUUCCGAUACAAAUCGGCUGAAUACGGAGACGAUAGAGUCAAGUUGAUGAACGAGAUCAUCACUGCCAUGCAGGUGAUUAAAAUGUACGCGUGGGAAAAGUCAUUUGCCAAACUAAUUGCAUUGAUACGUCAAAAGGAGAUAAAAGCUAUUCGUGGAUCUAUGAAUAUUUAUGCCGCUUUGCAGUGCACCAGUAUGAUAUCGAAACUGGCUCUAUUCUUGAGUCUUGUGGCCUACGUGUUCACAGGAGAAAUAGUGACGGCUAAGAAAGUGUUCAUAGUGUCUUCCUAUUACGAAGCACUUAACGAGUCACUGCUGCAUUUCUGGCCAUUGGCUGUUACCACCUGGGCUGAAACGGUGGUCUGUGCACGUCGUGUAGUCAUGUUCCUCAUGCAGAGCGAGGAUCCCGCCGACGGUGGCAUUGAAAAUUUCGGAAUGGACAACGACGACGGGAAGGGAAAUUUCAGUGGACGUAUACACAAUCCGAGAGCCAUAAAGAAAGGUGUGAUGCUUCACAAUUUGACAGCAAGCUGGGACAAGGUGGAGUCCGAUAAACGACGCAGGCACAUCGACAACGUAAGCGCUACCAUAACCGAGAGACAGUUUGUGGGAAUUGUCGGCGGUGUGGGAUCCGGUAAGACCACCCUUCUGAAUGCGAUACUUGGUGAAUUAGAGAUUAUAAUCGGAAAUGUCGAAGUCAACGGUCUGAUUAGCUAUGCACCCCAGGAAGCGUGGAUAUUCGAGGGCUCGAUUCGGGACAACAUAAUAUUUGUGGAGAAGUACGAUGAAUCGCGGUACAACGCCGUCAUACAUGCAUGUGAGUUGGAAAGGGACAUGGCGCUUUUCCAGUUUGGCGACUCAACGAUCGUUGGGGAACGUGGUAUAAGCUUGAGCGGAGGUCAAAAAGCCCGAAUAAGUUUAGCCCGUGCGGUUUACAGGCAAGCAGAUAUUUACGUAUUCGAUGAUCCUCUGUCAGCUGUGGACUCCCAGGUGGGCAAACGGCUCUUCCGGAAGUGCUUCAAUCGUUUCUUGGGAGAUAAAAUACGGAUACUGGUUACCCAUCACAUCCAACACUUGAAGAAUAUCGACCAUUUGAUAUUGAUGGAAAAUGGAUCCGCCACCGAGCAGGGCUCUUUUGAGGCUUUGAAGAAAAACCUUCGAUUCCGUGCGCUGUUGGAACAGGAAGAAGAAGAAAACAAAAGCAACCCCACACAUACCGAUAGCAUAGUGGAGAGGUGCAAAGAAGACGAGACCGAGAAAACCGACCCAAAUGCAAGUGAGACCUUGAAAGUUGACAAAGGGGAGGAUCGAAAGGAGAACCAAAUGCAAGGGUCUGUAAAAAUCCAUACCUAUAUGGCAUACUUCCAGGCUCUUGGUAUGCCCUGGAUCAUUAUCUUGGUUUUCAUGCUUUUCGUAAUGGCCAGAGGUUGUCAGGCUGCUAUGGAUAUUUUUAUUUCACGAUGGGCCACCUUUGAAGAGUCAUUACCGACAAAACAUGACACCUACCCGGAGUAUAUGGCUAAGCGCAAGCAUCUCAUUGUCAUCUAUACGAUAUUCAUUGUCUGCACACUGGUACUCUACAUCAUGCGUACUUUCGGGUUCUUCAUGAUCUGCUUGAAGAUUUCAUUACGCCUGCAUGAUCGUCUAUUCAAUGGGAUAAUCCGAGCUUAUAUGUAUUUUUUUAACACCAAUCCCUCGGGACGGAUUCUUAAUAGAUUUUCCAGUGAUAUAACAAAUAUCGAUAUAGCAUUGCCCCAGGCCAUGUUGGACUCAAUUCAGUUUUUUGUGAAUGCCCUUGCUGUGCUAGUUGUUGUGGCCCUCGCUAACUAUUGGCUGCUCAUACCUGCAUUCAUUGUGAUGGUUCUGCUUUAUUUUUGCCGCAAUCUUUAUAUUGGAGCCAGUCGCAGCCUUAAGAGGAUCGAAGUAAUGGCUCGAAGUCCUGUCUACUCACACACAAAUCAGACAUUCCAAGGGCUAACUACAAUACGGGCACUCAAUGCCACCAGACAGUUGGAAGCGGAGUUCCAUAGCCACCAAAAUAACAAUACGUCGGCUUUAUAUCUAUAUGUGACUACGAACAGGGCAUUUGCCUUUUGGACAGAUUUGAUUUGUAUCCUGUAUAUCUUCGCAGUCACAUUCUCCUUCCUGCUGAUUAACCAUGAGUUUUACAGUGGGGAUGUGGGCUUGGCUAUUACACAAUCCAUGUCGCUGGUGAUAAUGUGUCAAUGGGGCAUGCGGCAAACCGCCGAGAUGGAAAAUAACAUGACUAGUGUUGAACGAGUAAUCGAGUAUAUUGAACUUCCUGCAGAGCCGAGUUUGGAAAGCGAUCUCUCUGUUAAAUUACCUGAGUCUUGGCCUGAAAUGGGUCGCAUACACUUUAAUGACUUGAAGCUCAAGUACUCCAUGGACGGUGACUAUAUCUUGAAAGGGUUGAACUUCUCCAUCCGUCCCAUGGAAAAAAUUGGGAUAGUGGGCAGGACGGGUGCCGGCAAGUCAUCGAUUAUACAGGCGAUUUUUAGGUUGGCCCACAACGAGGGUCUGCUCGACAUUGACAGUUUUGAUAUUGGGACUUUGGGCCUGCACGAUCUUCGAAGUCGAAUUUCGAUUAUUCCUCAAGACCCCAUAUUGUUUUCGGGCACAUUGCGCUUCAAUCUCGAUCCCUUUGACGAAAGAACUGAUGAAGAGAUUUGGCAAGCCCUCGAGGAUGUUAAGUUAAAGAGCCACAUCAAAUCUCUCGAAGGAGGUUUAGCCAGCCGCAUGUAUGACGGGGGCUCAAAUUUUAGCAUGGGCCAACGACAGUUGGUCUGCAUGGCAAGAGCUAUAUUAAGACAAAACAAAAUUCUCAUAAUGGACGAAGCAACGGCUAAUGUGGAUCCUGAAACUGACAAAUUCAUUCAAGAAGCUAUUCAUACAAAAUUUGAAAAAUGCACAGUGCUCACCAUAGCCCAUCGCCUACACACGGUAAUGGACAACGAUAGAGUAUUGGUCAUGGAUGCCGGUCGGGUCGUUGAGUUAGGUCACCCCUUCCAAUUGCUAGACAACACCGAUGGAUAUUUACAUAAAUUUGUUGAAAAAACUGGACCCGGCACCGCUAAUCAUUUACGCAACAUUGCAGAGCGAAGUUAUCGAAAGCGCGUCACAACCAAACAAUCCGAAAACCAAAUCUAA
Stomoxys calcitrans (stable fly) is the source of this 4252-nucleotide messenger RNA. RefSeq names its product probable multidrug resistance-associated protein lethal(2)03659. The coding region runs from base 320 to 4252 and encodes 1310 amino acids. Gene Ontology annotation, molecular function: ABC-type transporter activity; ATP binding; ATP hydrolysis activity. The record is from RefSeq and is a predicted model, not a curated record. Gene Ontology annotation, biological process: transmembrane transport. The transcript is spliced from 7 exons. Lineage: Eukaryota; Metazoa; Arthropoda; Insecta; Diptera; Muscidae. Gene Ontology annotation, cellular component: membrane.